Molecule: messenger RNA, 345 nt
Organism: Sphenostylis stenocarpa
Lineage: Eukaryota; Viridiplantae; Streptophyta; Magnoliopsida; Fabales; Fabaceae
Source: the annotation of a GenBank genome assembly
AUGGGUGCAUGGAAAAUGACUUACUAUGGCUUAUUCAAAUUCAAAUUGUUUACUGCUUGUUUGAAUCAAUCAUAUGCUAAGAUUCCGAUCAACGGCGACAACAGUGGUGCUGCUUUUGUUGAGACAGCAUACAUAGCUGUUCUUCCUGAUGCUAUGUAUGGAUCACUUUUGACAGUCAAGAAUUUGACCUGUGGUACUUCAUUUCGUGCUACAAGAAAGUUGUUACGCCAGGUCAACAUUUCCAAGCAUGGGUGCAGGGGAAUGUCAUCCUCAGUACCUGUCUUCCGGAUCUUAUCUUUGACUUUGAUAUCUAAUGCCUUAAUCAGAUCUGAGAUUUCUCAGUAA